This is a messenger RNA of Mobula hypostoma (lesser devil ray), 6733 nucleotides long. RefSeq lists its product as uncharacterized. The coding region runs from base 68 to 6472 and encodes 2134 amino acids. The transcript is spliced from 24 exons. NCBI's taxonomy places the organism in Eukaryota, Metazoa, Chordata, Chondrichthyes, Myliobatiformes, Myliobatidae. The record is from RefSeq and is a predicted model, not a curated record. Gene Ontology annotation, cellular component: cytoplasm. Gene Ontology annotation, molecular function: protein binding.
AGUAUUUGCGACAGAAAUUACGGGCGAUCGUAGGGGCACCAGAAUAUCGGAAACUGCUGUCACCAGCAUGGCUGAAGGCACCGGAGGCAGGGGUGAUCCAUUGACUUCAACAAAGAGCAAAGCAAAGAAACGUACCUUGAUACGGAAUAUUUUCAAAUGGUUUAUGCCAGUGGAAUCGACAACGGAAAACGAUCAGGAUGGGGUACCGACAACAGCAGAGCAAGGUGCGAUCGAGGACGGUGUCCUUCUGGAAAACGAUCCGGCGGUGCAAAGCCAGCCCGGAAGUUAUGCGGUGGCGGACGAUGGUGCUGCGCAGAGAACCGAUCCUAGCGAAGAGCCGUUAUCAUCUACGGGCUCGUUAAACAAGUAUUCAAGUUUACAACGGGGAACUGCUCCAGUGUCGGCAUUCCCAGACCUCCUAUCACAGUGGAGCGAAGAGCAAUUAUUUCAGGUAACAAAAUUCUACAACGCGAGACUGAAACAGGCGAUUGAAGAAGGAGUUGAAGGUCUCAGUUGGGAGCUAAGAUACCAGGAGCAUUUCACUGGAGGAGAACAUGAGAGUAUCAAAGUGCUCGCGCAGAAUGGAAACCGCAUGGAGAGCUCAUCACGGUUUCUCACUCUGGUGGCAGGGAAAGGCUCUCGGGCCCGAAGGGCGAUGUGGGAAUCUUUUGUUCGAAAGCGGACAGAUUUACCAAAGUUGGACAAAAUCCUGAAGGACAUCCAAGAGCUAGGUUCCGAUCUUCGUCGAUACAUGGAUGUCUCCCGAAGCAUACAUGAAUUAUCCAGUGAACUGGAAGAUGUUGAACAGACGCACAAAGAGGCGAUUCGGACACACACUGAAACACUGAGAGUGAAGACGAUUCUAGUAAAGGAGAAGGAGAAGGUUUUCCAGCUGGUUGAUAUAUACGCUGAGCUCACGGUCAUUUCCACUGUUCGAGAUCGGAGACUGGUGGAACAUGAGCUGCUGGCAAGAGGACGGGACCACGCCGAGGGGAGGGAGAAAUAUCUGCGAGAAGAACUCGAAAGAAUUCAGACUGAUGAGUUCUUCCAGAGGUGUUUUUCCAGGCGUAAACCUAUGCCUGGAUGUUCAACGGCAGUUGUUGGAAUCGCGGGGAUCGGGAAAACAACAAUGGUACAAAAGAUUCUUCACGGCUGGGCCACGGGGAAAAUAUACCAACAAUUCCAGUUUGUUUUCAGUUUCAAAUUCCAAGAGUUAAACUCCAUUAACGGUAGAAUAAACCUGAAGCAAUUGAUUUUGGAUCAGUAUCCUUACCUUGGGAAUAUCCUAGGAGAGAUCUGGAAAAACCCAGAGGGAUUGCUGUUUAUAUUCGACGGUUUGGAUGAAUACAAGUACAAAAUCGAUUUUGCUGACAGUCGGAGAGAUACACAACCUCAGUGCCCAGAUCCCGAGUGGUGGUGUGAUGUGUCUGACAUUGUGUACAAUUUAAUCCAGCACAAAUUGCUUCCAGGGUGUUCAGUGCUGGUGACCACCCGUCCCACUGCAUUGCGUGCAUUGGAAGAGGCAGACUUCAGUGUUUGGACUGAAAUAAUGGGAUUUUCUGCUGAAGACGGGAAAGAAUAUUUCAAUAAGUUUUUCGAAGAUCGGACAGUGGCAGCAGCUGUUUUGAAACACGUACAGGAGAACGAGGCCCUGUCCAUCAUGAGUUACAACCCCUCCUACUGCUGGAUCCUCGCUCUGGCACUGGGCCCUUUCUUCACACAAAGAGUCAGCGACCCGCAGCGGGUUCCCAAGACUUUCACCCAACUAUAUGCCUACUAUAUUUACAACAUCCUGAAAAACCACGGCCGAGAGACUGAGAGCCCCCGUGAUGUGUUACUCAGGGCUGGUCAGAUGGCCUUCAGAGGAGUGUCUCAGAAGAAGAUUCUGUUUUCGGAUGAAGAUUUAAUGAAGAACAGAAUGCAGCCUUCCCAGUUCCUCUCCAGUUUCCUGAUGGAACUUUUUGAGAUAAACCAUUCUGCCCGGCGGGUGGUGUACACUUUCCCACACAUCAGUAUACAGGAGUUUGUAGCCGCCCUCGCACAAUACCUGAAUCCACAUCCGGGGGAUAUCCUGAGUAUCCUCACAGAAGUCCACAACACGACCGAUGAGCGAUUUGAGGUAUUUCUCCGUUUUGUUGCUGGUCUCUCAUUCCCAGGAUCAACCUGGGGCCUGGACGAGUUUCUGGGUCCACUUUCUCAUCAAACCACCAGCCGAGUGAUCGAUUGGCUGAUGUCGAACGUUGGCCGUGAAACUGGAAAAGGAGGGGUUAAAUCUGGAAAGAAGAGACUCCUGAACACGUUUUACUGCUUAUUGGAGUCCAAUAAUACUGGACUGGCUCAGGCCGUACUGGGGUCUUUGGAACGACUUUCAUUCCGUGGAUUGGAAAUGACCCCGAUUGACUGUGCAGUCUUGAACCAUGCUUUUCGGUUCAAUGAUACAAUAAAACACCUCGAUUUGCAGGACUGUCGCAUUCACUGCGAAGCAUUGCGGCGGCUGGAACCCGGGCUGCACAAGUGCCAGGAGCUGAGACUUGGGAGCAAUCGGCUGGGUGAUUCGGGAGUGAAAUUACUGUCUUCAGUUUUGAAGAACCCGGAGUGUAAGAUACAGAAGUUGUGGCUGGAUUCCAACGGUCUGACGGCUGCUUGUGCUGAGGACCUCGCCUCCGCUCUGAGUGAAAACAGCUCACUGACUGAAUUAGACAUGAGCACAAAUGAACUGAGAGAUGCGGGUGUGACCAAGCUAUCGGAGGCUCUGAAGAAUCCGGAUUGUAAAAUACAGAGAUUGGAUUUGUUGGAUGCUUGUCUCACCGAUUCUUGCACCGAGAAUCUCGCCUCCGCUCUCAAAACCAACCGCUCAUUGACGGGGCUAAGCCUGGAAAUGAACUUGUUCACAGACCAUUCUGUCCCUGCUCUACAAUACCUCAUAAACAACCUCCCGAGUCUGGAAUGGGUCCAGCUGGAGCGGAAUCCCUUCUCUUUUGAUGCAAAGAGUCGCUUAAGGUCUUUGGAGGACUCCAGAUCCAAACUGAAGAUUGGAUUAAACGUGAAUGAUCGAAACUGUCGGCUGUCCGUACUUCGAGAAUGUCUUCCGGUGGGAGAUCCGCGAAUCAAACCCAUCCGGACUGAAACAGCCAACGGGAUAUUUGGGCGCCAGUGUGCGAAUUCGUGGAAGGCUCGACAUAUUGCUCCGAUCACUGGACGCUUGUCGUCCAGGAUCCGGAAGCUGCGAUCGGCUGCCACCAGCAUGGCUGAGAAUGGAAACAGGGAAGGGAAUCCCGUGACCAUAACGACAACCGAGGACGUGGGUUCGAGCUCCGCGAUCAGUGAGUCCGUGGAUGAUUUCAAACUUCUCCAGUUAACCAUCUUCUACCGGGACAGGCUGGCAGAGUGCUUGGAAGGAGCGGUGCACGACGUCAUCUUGGCAUUAACGAACGAGACGGAGUUCAGUGGGCGGGAAAUUCAGGCAAUCACCGAGCUCGCCGACAAGGGAGAGCGGGCGCACAGUUCCAAACUCUUGCUGAACCUGGUGACGGAGAAAGGCUGCCGGGCCCGGAGGGCGAUGUGGGAUACAUUCCUGAAAAUGCGGACUGGAGUUCCGAAUCUGGACGAGAUUCUUAAGGAGAUUCAGCAACCUGGUUUUGUUCCGAGUCAUGACCUCCAGCUCGCUCGAGGUUUCUCCGAAAUUUCCAGUGAUUUGACAUUUGGAGAUGUUCAACGCAAACACAGAGAGGCUCUGCGAGCAGAAGGUGAAGCACUGACAGUGAACGUGUUCCCGUUGAGGGAGACGCAGAAGUUUUCCCAGCUGGACGAUCGGCACGCCGAGCUCACGGUCAUUGCUGCUGUCGGAGACCGGAGGCUUGCGGAGCAUGAGCUGCUGGCAAAAGGCCGGGAGCAUGAGGUGUGGAGGGAGAAGCAUCUGCGUGGUGAGCUGGGGAAAAUGCGGACGGAUCAAUUGUUGCAGAAUGUCUUCUCCCGGAGUAAAUCCAAAUCAGGGAGUUCGGCAGCAGUGACCGGGGUCGCGGGGAUCGGGAAGACAACAAUGGUGCAAAGGAUUGUUCACGACUGGGCCACGGGGAAAGUAGGUCAACAAUUCCAAUUUGUCUUCUAUUUCAAAUUCCUGCAUUUGAACACCAUUAACUGUCGAAUAAACCUCAGGGAACUGAUUUUAUAUCAGCAUCCUUAUAUCAGGAAUAUCCUGGGAGAGAUCUGGAAGAACCCAGAGGGAUUGCUGUUUAUAUUUGAUGGUUUAGAUGAAUUCCAGGACAUAACAUAUUUUGCUAACAGCGCGACAGGCGCAGGAACUCAGGGUCGGUGCACUGAUCCCGAAAUGCGUUGCAAAGUAUCCGACAUUGUCUACAGUUUAGUCCAGCACAAGCUGCUCCCAGGAUGUUCAGUGCUGGUGACCACCCGUCCCACUACGUUACAUUUCUUGGAAAAGAUGGAUAUUUGUGCCUGGGCUGAAAUCAUAGGAACUGUUGGUGAGGAAUGGAAGGAAUAUUUCUACCGUGUAUUUGAAGAUAAGAUGACGGCAGCAUCAAUUUUCAAACACGUGGAAGGGAACGAGAUACUGUACACCAUGACCCACAACCCCUCUUACUGCGGAAUCCUUGCCGAAGCUCUGGGUCCCCUUUUCACGCAAGGAGACAGGGACCCACAGCGAGUUCCCAAGACCAUCACCCAGCUAUAUUCCCACUAUAUUUACAACAUCCUGAAAAACCACAAGUGUGAGACUGAAAAUCUCCGGGAUGUCUUGCUGAGAGUUGGUCGGAUGGCCUUCGCAGGCGUGUCCGAGAGGAAGAUAAUGUUUACGGAUGGAGACUUGAUCGAGUACGAUCUGCAGCCGUUUCAAUUCCCGUCCAGGUUCCCGACGGAACUCUUGGGGAUACGGGAGUCUGCCCACAGCGCGACGUACGCAUUCCCUCACCUCACCAUCCAGGAAUUUGUGGCAGCCCUCGCGCAAUUCCUGACCUCAUGCCGCUCGGACAUCGGGAAUCUCCUCACGGAAUCCCAUUGCGCCACGGACGGGCGAUUUGACUUAUUUCUCCGGUUCUGUGCCGGGCUUACGUCGCCAGAGACGGCUUGCACCUUCGAAGAAUUUCUGGGUCCUUUUCCUGAUGAAACAGCCCGGCAAGUGAUUGACUGGGUGAGAGAGGCGCAUGAAAGUCAGCUUGGCAGCGCAGUGUGUCACAGUGGUAAAAGGCGGCUCCUGAACAUAUUACACUGCCUGUUCGAAGCCCAGAAUCGCGGGCUGGCUGACGCCACGCUGGGAUCGGCGGAAGCACUCUCGUUCAGUGGACUGCGACUGACCGCCAUUGACAGCGCGGUCCUGGCUCACGUCAUCGGGCUUUGUGAUGCAGUAAAUCAUCUCGAUCUCACGGGCUGCUUCAUGCAGGAUGAAAAACUACAAAGACUGGGACCCGUUCUGCACAAAUGCAGCGGACUGGGACUGGGGAACAAUGCAAUCGGAGAUUCGGGAAUGAAACUGGUGUCUGCGGCUCUGCGGAAUUCGGAGUGUAAAAUAAAGAAACUAUGCCUGAACGAUAAUGGUCUCACGCAAUCCUGCGCCGAGGAUCUCACCUCCGCUCUCGAAACAAACCGCUCAUUGGUGGAGCUGGACCUGGGUGAGAACAGGUUGCAAGAUUCAGGAGUGAAAUUACUUUUCGCGGCUUUAAGGAACCCGGCCUGCCAGAUACGUAAACUGCUAUUGCGGGACGUGGACCUCACGGCUUCUUGCGCUGAUGAACUCUCUUCCGCUCUCAGUGCGAAUCGGUCGCUGACGGAGCUUGACCUGGGUGAAAAUCGUCUGGAGGAUUGUGGAGUGAAGCUGUUGUCUGCGGCUCUGAGGAACACGUGUUGUAAAAUAAAGAAACUGCGACUGGAUCAUAAUAGGCUCACGGCUUCUUGUGCCGAGGAUCUCGCCUCCGUCCUCAGUGCAAACUAUUACCUGAAGGAGCUGGACCUCGGCUUUAAUAAACUGGGCGAUCCCGGAAUGAAAUUUCUGGCUUCGGCUCUGAAGCACCCGGACUGUAAACUACAAGCACUGGAUCUAUGGGACAUCAAUCUCACGUCUUGUUGCGCCGGCGACCUCGCCUCCGCUCUCACCGCAAACCAUUCACUGAGAGUACUGAACCUGGGUGCCAAUGAACUGGGCGAUUCAGCGGCGCAGCUGGUGACAGAGGCUCUGAAGGGGACGGAAUGCAAAAUGCGGGAUCUAUGUCUCUGGGGUGCCGGCCUCACCGAUUCCUGCACUGAGCAUCUCGCGUCCGCCCUCGGUACAGUCGACUCUCUGAAAUACCUGGACCUGGGCUCGAACGGCUUAACGGACCGAUCUGUCCCCGCUCUCCACCGCCUCAUACAGACUUCAGCGAAGCUGCAGCGAAUCAGGCUGCGAGCGAAUCAGCUCGGUUCAAGUGGGAAGAGGGAACUGGAGACGCUGGAGGAAUCCAGACCCGGACUGCGAGUAACAGUGUGAACGGACGCAGAUGUAAAGAUAACACCGCGCCGUCUAAUGGAAUGCCCGUGACCUGAGUCCAGGACCGCGUGGUGCAACAUAUCAGCUCACAGUCCUGCAAACUGCCACACCAGCCGAAAUCACCACCAGAUCCCCAUCACUUCUCUCGGAUAUUACACUGUACUGCUGCCAAAAUUAUCAUCCAUGGCACAUGUGAGUGAUGAUAAACCUGAUUCUGACACGGGUCUCUAUUGUGGACUGGGAGUGGGAAGGGGGCAGGGA